GAGUGAUGCUCUGCUCCUACCCAGCCUGCUCACUUGGUUGGCACAUGCCUUCCAGUGCUUGCCUGGACAACAUGGACAUAUUGAUGUGGUUGAGACAGUUGAAAAGGGUUCCCUCUCAGUCGUGCCUCCAUGACAGAAUCAAUUUCCAAUUUCCUUGGAAACCAGACAAUAUCACCCAAAUCCACAAGACACAAGCCACCUGUUUCCAUCAUCAGAUGCUGCAGCAGAUCUUCAGCCUCUUCAGCACAGAGGACAGCCAUGCUGCUUGGGGUGGCCUCGUCCUCCCUCAACUACUGGUCUGCCUUCACUACCAGCUGCAUGAACUAGAGUCGGCAAAUGUCCAAAAUCUGACCUGUCCCGACUUGGGGGUUGCUGUCCGGAAGUAUUUCCAAGGAAUCACCAGCUACCUGCAAGAAAAGAAACACCGCCCCUGUGCCUGGGAGGUUGUCAGAAGGGAGAUCGAAGAGCGCCUGUUCCUCAUUGACCGUGAACUCAGAGAGGAGGCAGCAAGUGAAGAAAGUUAG
Molecule: messenger RNA, 524 nt
Organism: Tupaia belangeri chinensis (Chinese tree shrew)
Lineage: Eukaryota; Metazoa; Chordata; Mammalia; Scandentia; Tupaiidae
Product: interferon alpha-13
Exons: 1
Coding region: 72-524 (150 amino acids)
Biological process (GO): defense response
Cellular component (GO): extracellular region
Molecular function (GO): cytokine receptor binding
Source: RefSeq, a predicted model, not a curated record